Messenger RNA from Raphanus sativus (radish), 716 nucleotides. Its product is annotated as AT-hook motif nuclear-localized protein 5-like. Lineage: Eukaryota; Viridiplantae; Streptophyta; Magnoliopsida; Brassicales; Brassicaceae. Gene Ontology annotation, molecular function: minor groove of adenine-thymine-rich DNA binding. The annotation marks the transcript as partial. The record is from RefSeq and is a predicted model, not a curated record. The transcript is spliced from 2 exons.
GGACGUUUUUGAGAUACUAAGUCUAGGGGGAUCUUAUUUGGUGAAUGAAGAAGGUGGAUCCAAAAGCCGAACAGGCGGUUUGAGUGUCUCCCUUUCUGGUCCUGAAGGUCAUGUUAUUGGCGGUGGGAUUGGAAUGCUUAUUGCAGCCAGCCUCGUUCAGGUUGUGGCUUGUAGUUUUAUAUACGGAGGAGUUAAUAACAGUAACAAGACUAUCAAACAAGAAAAUAAACCAAAGGAAGAGCACAAGGAUAGCGAAAUGGAGACUAAUCCACAAGAAGAAGAAGAAGAAGAAGAAGCACAGGUGGGUCAGGAGACGCCACAGAACUUCUCAGGUCAGGGAAUGAGUGGAUGGCCCGGUUCAGGGGAAGGUUCAGUCUCAGUCUCAGGCAGAUCACUUGACUCUACUAGCGGAAGAAACCUACUCACUGAUAUUGACUUGACUCGCGGAUGAUUCAGAACGAGACAGUAUUUAAUCUUUCUUCCUAUUUUACUACCUUCUUAGCUAUUGAAGCAGCAGCAGCAGCAGCAGCAUACGUGCAGAAUGUGAAUGCUGUAAAUAUCUUCUUUGUUGUUGUAGAUUUUAUCUGAGAAUGUUAAAACCAGAAAUCUCGGAGAAUUGAGACAGAUCUCUGUGUUCCUUGUAACAUUGUUAAUGUAGCAACUAGCUAGACCCCUUUCUUCAGGUUAUUAUUUAAGGAGAUGUUUAACUUUAGCUA